Molecule: messenger RNA, 5308 nt
Organism: Pyrgilauda ruficollis (rufous-necked snowfinch)
Lineage: Eukaryota; Metazoa; Chordata; Aves; Passeriformes; Passeridae
Product: tenascin-X-like
Exons: 18
Molecular function (GO): protein binding
Source: RefSeq, a predicted model, not a curated record
CUGGAGGAAUCGGGGGGCAACGGGGGGCUCUGUAGGCGGCUCUGGGGGAACUGUGGGGAUUGGGGGACUGAGGGGGACUGGGAAUCACUGGGAGUUACUGAGGGGGUCACUGGGGGUGACUGAAGAGUCACUGGGGGUUACCGGGAGGUGCUGUGGUUUGGGAUGUCUGUGUGUCUGCAGGAAUGUCCCCCAGGUGUCCCUCAUGUCCCCCACAACUAUGCCUGUGUUGCCAUGGGUCUCCCUGUGCCCGCCUCGUGUGUGUCCCCGUGUCCCUCAGGACGAUGCCGGUGACCCUGGAACUGCGGCUCCUCCUGCUGGCACUGGCGCUGCGGGGGGAGGCAGUGUCCCCCUCAGUGUCCCCCUCAGUGUCCCCUGCCACGUCUCCCCCCGAGUCGUGCGGGGCGGCGCUGGCGGAUGUGCUGAGGCGGCUGCGGGAGCUCGAGGGACACGUGCAGGCACUGAGGGGACACUGUGGGGACAAGGGGAGACCCCAGGCCGGGACAGGCCGGUCGGUGCAGCUCUGUGCGCCCCCUGCCGGCGGAGGCUGCGCUUGCCCCGCCCCCUCGGGCGAGGCCCCGCCCCCGGCGCCGCCCCCCGCGUGCCCGCGCGGCUGCAGUGACCAGGGCCGCUGCGAGCGCGGCCGCUGCCGCUGCUUCCCGGGCUUCGGCGGCCCCGACUGCGCCACCCCCGCCUGCGCGCCGGGAUGGGGCGGCGCCCGCUGCGACAUCGAGGUGCCCUGGGUAACACCACGGUUGGCUUCCCGCACCCCAACAUCCCUGCGCAUCACCUGGCCCCAGCCCCUCGUUCCUCCUGAUGGCUACCGGGUGACACUUGUCCCCCUGGAUGACCCUGUGGCCAUGACAACGCACGAACUGCCCAGCUCUGCUGUCGCCUUCUCGGUGACAGGGCUGUCACCGGGCCGCCCCUUCGAGCUGCUGGUCCAGGCCCGGCGGGGGCCGCACCUGGGGGCACCCGGGGUCCUGCGUCUGCGCACAGCACUCAUCCCGUCUGUGCCUCACUAUGAGGGGUCCCCGGGGUCACCUCAGGGCUCCCUGGGGUCCCCAGCUGUGGCGCCAUCAGUCCGAGGGCCCCCAGAGUCCCCAGGAUCCCCAGGGUCACUGGGGUCCCCAGGGUCACAGGUGUCACCCAUAUCACCAGACUUGUCCUUGGGGUCACCUGGGUCUUUGGGGUCACCAGCACCCCACAAGGUUCCAGCAUCUCCAGUAGCUCGAGGGUCCCUGGGAUCCCCAGCACCUGCAAGGUCAUCAGUGUCACCAGAAUCCCCAGAGUCACCAGCAUCACCAGAAUUCCCAGGAUCAUCAGUGUCACCAGAUUUCUCAGUGUCCCCCGAGUCCCCAUUGUCCCCAGAGUCCCCAGAGCUGCCAUGGUCCCAAGAGUCCCCAGUGUUUCCAGGGUCUCCUCCAGCCCCGUGGUCCCCAGUGUCCCCGUGGCCCCCACUGUCCCCAGGCAUCCCCUCCCUGCAGGACCUGGUGGCCCGGCUGUCCACGUACAGUGGAUCCCUGCUCCAGCGUCUCGAGAGCCACCUUCGGGCCACCAACUUCCCACUCCGUGGCAACCAGACAGUGCCAGGGGUGGCCCGUGCCAUCCUGGCCUACAUCCUGCGCCGGCACCCAACCCUUGGGAGAGGACAGGGACCCGCAGGGGAGGGUGGAAACCAGGAGCCAGUGCUGGAAUGGGGGGAAAUGGAUGGGAUGAAGCUGACGGAGCCAUGGAGGGACGUGGGGAAAACAGUCAAAACCGAGCCAGAAGAGCUGCGUCCAUCCCAGCCAGUCCUGGGUGACCUCAGUGUCACCAGCAUCACCCCCAGCUCCAUGCAGCUGCAGUGGAGCGUCCCUGAGGGCUCCUUUGACUCCUUCAUGCUGCAGUACCGGGAUGCCCAGGGCCAGCCCCAGGCCCUGCCCAUCGAUGGCGAGUCCCACUCAGUGACUGUGCCAGGGCUGUCCCCAUCUCACCGGUACCGCUUCCACCUCUACGGGCUGCGGGGUGAGAAGAGGAUCGACCGUGUCUCCAUUGAUGUCAUCACAGCUGCAGAAGAGCCAGAGGAGCUGUCCUUGCCCUCAGAGGAGCCCCAACAUGAGAAAUCCAAAACUGAGGCCCCUGCAUCAAAUGCAUCCCCAGCACGGGCAGCACUGGGGGAGCUGAGGGUCGCCAGCAUCAGCCCCAGCUCUGUGCAGCUGCACUGGAGCAUCCUUGAGGGCUCCUUUGACUCCUUCAUGCUGCAGUACCGGGAUGCUCAGGGCCAGCCCCAGGCUCUGCCCAUCGAUGGCGAGUCCCACUCAGUGACGGUGCCAGGGCUGUCCCCUUCCCGGCGGUACCGCUUCCACCUCUAUGGGCUGAGGGGCAGGAAGAAGAUUGACCAUGUCUCCACCGAGACCAUGACAGCUACAGCAGAGCCAGAGGAGCUGCCCCUGCCCUCACAGAAGCCCCAACAUAAAAAACCUCGAACUGAGUCCCUGGCAUCUGAGGCACCUCUUGUGCAGGCGGUGCUGGGUGAGCUGAAGGUCUCCAGUGUCACACCCGACUCUGUGCAGUUGCAGUGGAAUGUCCCUGAGGGCUCCUUUGACUCCUUCAUGCUGCAGUACCGGGAUGCUCAGGGCCAGCCCCAGGCCCUGCCCAUCGACGGGAGGUCAGACUCUGUGAUGGUGCCGGGGCUGUCCCCUUCCCAGCGGUACCGCUUCCACCUCUAUGGGUUGCAGGGUAGGAAGAAGACUGACCAUGUAUCCACUGAGGCUGUGACAGGCACAGAAGAGCCAGAGGAGAUGUUCCUGCCCUCAGAGGAGCAAAAACAUGAGAAACUUCAAACUGAGACACCCCCAUCUGAGGCCCCCGUGGUGCAGGCAGUGCUGGGGGAGCUGAGGGUCUCCAGUGUCACAUCUGACUCUGUCCAACUGCAGUGGAGUGUCCCUGAGGGCUUCUUUGACUCUUUCACACUACAGUACCGGGAUGCCCAGGGCCAGCCCCAGGCCCUGCCCAUUCAUGGAGGGUCCCGAUCCGUGACAGUGCCAGGACUGUCCCCAUCCCGCCGGUACCGUUUCCACCUGUAUGGGUUGCAGGGCAGGAAGAAGACUGACCGUGUCUCUAUUGAUAUUAUCACAGGAGCUGCAGAAGAGCCAGAGGAACUGCCCUUGCCCACAGAGGAACCGCAGCAGGAGAAACCCCGUACUGAGGCCCCCACAACUGAGGCCACUCCAGCAAAGGCGGUGCUGGAAGACCUGAGGGUCUUGAGUGUCACCCCCAGCUCUGUGCAGCUGCACUGGACUGUCCCCAAGGGCUCCUUUGACUCCUUCAUGCUGCAGUACCGGGAUGCCCAGGGCCAGCCCCAAGCCCUGCCUGUUGAUGGGGGGUCUCGCUCGGUGACAGUGUCUGGCUUGUCCCCAUCCCAUCGGUACCGCUUCCACCUCUAUGGGCUGCGUGGAGGCAAAAGGAUUGACCGUGUCUCUACUGACACUGUCACAGCCAGUGAAGAACCCUUUCCCUCCGAGGAGCCCCAACAGGAGAAGCCCAAAACUGAGUCCCCGGCAUCUGAGGCACUCCCUGCACGAGCGGUGCUGGGAGAGCUGAGAGUCUCCAGUGUCACACCCAACUCUGUGCAGCUACAGUGGAAUGUCCCAGGGGGCUCCUUUGACUCUUUCAUGCUGCAGUAUCGUGAUGUCCAAGGCCAGCCCCAGGCCCUGCCCAUCAAUGGCGAGUCCCGCUCAGUGAUGGUGCCAGGGCUGUCCCCUUCCCAGCGGUACCGCUUCCACCUCUAUGGGCUGAGGGGCCGGAAGAAGACUGACCAUGCCUCCACUGAGGUCAUGACAGGAGCUGCAGAAGAGCCAGAGGAACUGCCCCUGCCCACAGCGGAACCGCGGCAUGAGAAACCCCAAACUGAGGCCCCCACGUCUGAGGCCACUCCAGCAAAGGCGGUGCUGGAAGACCUGAGGGUCUUGAGUGUCACCCCCAGCUCUGUGCAGCUGCACUGGACUGUCCCCAAGGGCUCCUUUGACUCCUUCAUGCUGCAGUACCGGGAUGCCCAGGGCCAGCCCCAAGCCCUGCCUGUUGAUGGGGGGUCUCGCUCGGUGACAGUGCCUGGCUUGUCCCCAUCCCUUCGGUACCGCUUCCACCUCUAUGGGCUGCGUGGAGGCAAAAGGAUUGACCGUGUCUCUACUGACACUGUCACAGGCAGUGAAGAACCCUUUCCCUCCGAGGAGCCCCAACAGGAGAAGCCCAAAACUGAGUCCCCGGCAUCUGAGGCACUCCCAGCAAGAGCAGUGCUGGGGGAGCUGAGAGUCUCCAGUGCCACGCCCAACUCUGUGCAGCUGCAGUGGAAUGUCCCUGAGGGCUCCUUUGACUCCUUCAUGCUGCAGUACCGGGAUGCUCAGGGCCAGCCCCAGGCCCUGCCCAUCGAUGGCGGGUUCCGCUCAGUGACAGUGUCAGGGCUGUCCCCUUCCCAGUGGUACCGCUUCCACCUCUGUGGGUUGCAGGGCAGAAAGAAGAUUGAUCGUGUGUCCACUGGGGUCAUGACAGGAGCUGCAGAAGAGCCAGAGGAACUGCCCUUGCCCACAGAGGAACCGCGGCAGGAGAAACCCCAAACUGAGGCCCCCACAUCUGAGGCCACUCCAGCAAAGGCGGUGCUGGAAGACCUGAGGGUCUCGAGUGUCACCCCGAGUUCUGUGCAGCUACAGUGGAAUGUCCCAGGGGGCUCCUUUGACUCCUUCAUGCUGCAGUAUCGUGAUGCCCAGGGUCAGCCCCAGGCCCUGCCCAUCGAUGCCGAGUCCCACUCAGUGAUGGUGCCAGGGCUGUCCCCUUCCCAGCGGUACCGCUUCCACCUCUAUGGGCUAAGGGGCAGGAAGAAGAUUGACCAUGUAUCCACUGAGGUUGUGACAGGCGCUGCAGAAGAGCCAGAGGAACUGCCCUUGCCCACAGAGGAACCGCAGCAGGAGAAACCCCAAACUGAGGCCCCCACAUCUGAGGCCACUCCAGCAAAGGCGGUGCUGGAAGACCUGAGGGUCUCGAGUGUCAACCCCAGCUCUGUGCAGCUGCACUGGACUGUCCCCAAGGGCUCCUUUGACUCCUUCAUGCUGCAGUACCGGGAUGCCCAGGGCCAGCCCCAAGCCUUGCCUGUUGAUGGGGGGUCUCGCUCGGUGACAGUGCCUGGCUUGUCCCCAUCCCAUCGGUACCGCUUCCACCUCUAUGGGCUGCGUGGAGGCAAAAGGAUUGACCGUGUCUCUACUGACACUGUCACAGCCAGUGAAGAACCCUUUCCCUCCGAGGAGCCCCAACAGGAGAAGCCCAAAACUGAGUCCAA